Messenger RNA from Durio zibethinus, 1899 nucleotides. RefSeq lists its product as uncharacterized. The record is from RefSeq and is a predicted model, not a curated record. NCBI's taxonomy places the organism in Eukaryota, Viridiplantae, Streptophyta, Magnoliopsida, Malvales, Malvaceae. Gene Ontology annotation, cellular component: membrane.
UCUUUUUACAAAAAAGUGAACAUGUGUAGAUGUACAGCAAUGUUCACCGGGGAACGGCGGUGGCCACUUUUUGUCACGGGUCCGCCGGCGACUGAUUUCCUUCAAAAAGAUAUCGAACAUGACACUAUCCAACCACAACAAGCCACGUUAUCCUGAACCGUAGAAAAAUGUGUUCGCCGUUUGCAACGUGUCCCGCAUCCUGUGGUCCCACGAUUAUUAAAUAUUAAACAGAGAAUUCGUGGCUGAAACAAUCGCAAAGGAGAGCUCCAGCUCCUUCUUCUUCUGUCCUGAUCCUCGAUCGCUCGAAGAUUCUGCGCCAUGGCUUCACCAUCUGCUUACAGAUGGCCAUGGAACUCUGCUUCAACUAAUUCCUCAAUUAAUCUGGCUAAUUUUCCUUCUACUUCCUCUAUUUUCUUUACGUUUCGUUUUAAACGGCUUCGGUUCGCCGCCUUUUCUUUACGCGAUUCUUCUUCUGUUUCUUCAUCUGAUUCUCAAAGCAAGUCUGUGCAUGCACGCGUUUCCAGUUCAAAACCCAUUAUCAUCGCUGAUUAUGGUGAAAACAAUGUCGUUUUGGCACCUUCUCCGAAGAAGCCAGAAACCCUAAAUUUUGAGUUUCUGUUUGGGAAGCGAUACUUGUGGAAGAGGAUAUUGUUUGCUUCGAAGAAAGUUAGGAGCAUUAUUUUGCUUAAUGUCGUCACUCUCAUUUAUGCUAGUGAUAUUCCUGUUAUAAAAGAGGUUGAAGCUAUCAUGGAUCCAUCAGCCUUCACGGUUGUGCGAUUUAUAGUGUCAGCAAUACCAUUCAUCCCAUUUGUAGUGCGAGCACGAAGUGAUGUUUGCACCCGCAAUGCAGGGAUGGAAUUGGGUAUUUGGGUCAGUUUGGGAUACUUAACACAGGCACUUGGACUAUUAACCUCUGAUGCUGGGCGUGCAUCAUUCUUAUCUAUGUUCACUGUAAUUGUGGUUCCCUUGCUUGAUGGUAUGUUAGGAGCUGUAGUUCCUGCCCUUACGUGGUUCGGUGCUCUUAUGUCUGUCCUGGGAGUUGCAAUGUUGGAAUCCAGUGGCUCUCCUCCAUGUGUUGGAGAUUUGUUGAACUUCUUAAGUGCAGUAUUUUUUGGUGUCCAUAUGCUAAGAACUGAGCAUAUUUCAAGAAGCACUAAUAAAGAGAACUUCUUACCCCUCCUUGGAUAUGAGGUAUGCAUUGUUGCUCUUUUGUCAACUCUUUGGUACUUUCUUGGAGGCUGGCUUGACGGAAGCUUGGAGUUCAACCCAUCAUCUUGGUCUUGGGCAAUAUCUUGGGAUUCAAUGUUAACAUUUCCAUGGAUACCUGCACUUUAUACAGGCAUUUUCUCUACUGGAUUGUGCUUAUGGGUGGAGAUGGCUGCCAUGCGUGAUGUAUCAGCCACAGAAACAGCUAUAAUUUAUGGGUUGGAGCCUGUUUGGGGUGCUGGUUUUGCAUGGCUUCUCCUUGGUGAGAGAUGGGGUGUCACUGGUUGGAUUGGAGCUGCCCUUGUGCUAGGCGGAAGCUUAACAGUGCAGAUAUUUGGAUCAUCAUCCCCUGCUAAGUCGUGUGAAGAAAAGAGAAGUAGAAAAGUAGAUCAUGUAAUAAUUUCGGAAAAGCAAAAUGGUUUUUCUGCCUCUCCAGUGAUCAUUAGUUCCAGGAAGGAUAUGCCGAAGCAUUUCAAGAAGUAAGCCGCAGCUUGUCUUGUUUCUUCUCAAAAUCAAUGUGAUGUAGUUGUACGAGCAUACAGCAUUGAAUGACGCCUAGUUUUGAGCAGUCAUGUGAGGCCUGAUGCUUAUUGCCUAAUGUAUGUAUGCAUUUAUUUGUUUUUGGUACAUAAUGUAUGUAUAUAUGUUUUCAUAGAUUUAUAGUAUAUAUAGAUAGCAUGGAAGUUAUGCAAA